UCAAUAAAAAAAGAGAAGAACUUCUUUCAGUUGUUUUGGUUUUGCUACAUUGGCUUGAUUGUUGUUUGUUGAAUGUGAAAAUAAACUGAUCUGUCUACAUGAAUCUUUUCAAAAUUUGUGUAAUAUCAGUUGUAAACACAAUUUACAAGCUUCUAAUGAUUUUACAACAAAUUUAAUGAACAGCAGUGUAUUUGCUAUAACGGCUGACUUGAACAGUUUAUAAAUAAAUGCCCCAUUUUUUAUCCUACUAAAAACAGCAUAUAGUAUGUUGGACAGAAAAUUUUGUACCUAUUCCUUACUUCGUUUAGAUGUAAUCAGGUUACAACCACCGUUACUCCAGCAGCACCGGAUAAAAUGUUUCGGUACAAAAUGUUAUUUAUAGAUUAAAGUUAAUCCAUUCACCAGGUACUUGGGCAUGAGCCGCACUCUAAGUGUAGGGUCUAAUGAUACUAUUCGAAUCCCCAAACCAAGUUAGGUGGAGCGGGGUUUGAACUUUGAACUCAGUUGCCAGAAGUCAAAACCAUUGGCCACCAUCGCAUAGUGUUGUAAGAUAUCCUAUAUGCUUUCAUCCUGUCCGCUACCUCAGCGUCGGAAAUCAGUGCAAUUCCGGUCGCCACACAAUCGCCGAACUUUAGUAGAUAGAAAACCAUCACAAAGCAUGCUAGCCUUAAUAUACAGGCUCUAAAACGUACGUUCGGGGUAUCGAGGCUGGUUGUGCUGCAUGUUACUCUUUGACGAUAACAUUAAAUCAUUCUCACCAAGCGUCAUAUGUAACCGUGUUUGACCAGCUUGCUUUGACCCUAUCGAAAGAUUGUAUACGAAUCUGACGUAGACCUAAAGCAGCUUGCACUGGGAAAGAAAGCAAGGGAAUGCUGAAAUGAUAGUAAUCCAGUUAAUUGGAGGGGGGAUAGCGAAAAUAAACUACGGAUUCAGUUAGUCUGGAACGGUGAAAUGGCAUAAUCUGUGAUAGAUGAGGGAUGACAAGAUCACUUGAAGCGAUUGACGCAUCGAUCAGAGAAUCCGUGUGAUUGGCUGGUAGCCAUAACCAUGAGGAAACGUGCAAUAGUCGGACGUUCCAUCAGCUUCAACAUAUUUUUAUGGAUAGCUCCCAAAAGCAAUAGAUGAAGUAGCUUCUGUGUGAAAUUAUGGUGCAUCAUUUCCAUCUGUUGUUACGGCUCAUGGGGUUUGUUGGAUAUUUUGUAGAUAAUCAUGAAGAGCGUAUGCAUGAUCUUAGUGGUAUCGGUCCUCGUAACUAAACAAAAUACUGAGAUAAUGAAUUCUUUCCCGACUAAAGUGUGAAGGUUACUAUCCCGUCAAUAAUGAAGUAGGUCAGUGCAAGGGUCAUUAAUUUAUUAUGUACACUGGAUACAAGGUCUGGAAUCCUACUGUUCGUCGUGCAAAUUUCAUAGAUUUCAUGAAGUAGUUGUUUCGUUAGCUUAUUCAGUUUGCUCUGUUGGUACAAAUAUAAUCAAGGGGUCUACAUAUGCGAUAUAAUCGAAGUGUCCCCAUUGACGGUAAGAUAAAAUUAUAUUUAAACUGUACACAGUCUUUGUGCUUGUUCUCACUUAUUAUCAAGUCUUAUAAGACAUUCAACGGAUAUAUAAAUUUACGUUGUACAGCAUCGUCUUCAUACCCAAUCAAUAAUGUGUCCAGAUUGUACUUCAGUCGAUUACGAGACACAAUAUUACGGAUUUGACAUGUUCUUAACAUGUAGCCUAUAGGUAACUAAUGGAAGUUAACUAUCUUGUUAAAUUCAAUUAUUUUCGAGAACUUGUUUCAGUAAGCUUUCUUUUUACCAAAUAUUUGCUUAUAAUAGUUGAAUGAUCAUCCUUAUAUUUUUUGUCCUAAAUUUUAAAAAAUCUUCGAUUAUAGGAUCGUUAUGGAUUACGAUAAAUUCUCUAUUCAAACAAAAUGUCUUCUUCAUACAGUCUCAGAAAGUAUUGGUCAAUUAGAAAGUAUGGUACAUAGUUUAAAGUCAAGUUUGGAACUGGAUGAAAUAAAUAAAUUGUAUCAUAGAUUAAAUCAAGAUAUACAAAAUAUUAAUUCGAAUUGUGAUCGUCUAUCAACGUUACUUUCAACUGUUGAACCAUAUUCGCGUCGUUCUCAAUUACGUUUAAGUUUGGAUCAAACGCGUUUUGAAUGUAAACAGUAUGAAACUAAUUUAAAAGUUAUCGAUCGAAAAAAAAAUGAAAAAUGGCGGCACUUAAUAGAACGUGAAGAGUUAUUAUCUCAUGAUUUUUCUACUAAUGCAUCUGUACGUAAUAAUAAUGGUUUGUCUGGCUCAACUGUUAUCAAAUUGGACCCUGAUUUAGAACAUUAUUCAAGAUUAUCUAAUGUUGGAAAGCAAAUUGAUGAUAUGUUGUUAUCAGGAUCAUUUAGUUUAAGUGCUUUACAAGAACAAGGAAUGACUUUAAAGAAGGCGCAACGCCGUAUCAUGGAUAUUCUGAAUACUCUUGGAUUAUCAAAUACUGUUAUGCGCCUUAUUGAACGGCGAAGUCAUCAGGAUAAAAUAUUAUUCUGGGUUUUAGUGGCUGUUACACUGAUCUUAUUUUGGGGUAUUUGGAGGCUUUUCCAUUAG
Molecule: messenger RNA, 2578 nt
Organism: Schistosoma rodhaini
Lineage: Eukaryota; Metazoa; Platyhelminthes; Trematoda; Strigeidida; Schistosomatidae
Source: the annotation of a GenBank genome assembly